Camponotus floridanus (Florida carpenter ant) is the source of this 1460-nucleotide messenger RNA. Its product is annotated as odorant receptor 94b. The record is from RefSeq and is a predicted model, not a curated record. Gene Ontology annotation, molecular function: odorant binding; olfactory receptor activity. Gene Ontology annotation, cellular component: plasma membrane. Gene Ontology annotation, biological process: sensory perception of smell; detection of chemical stimulus involved in sensory perception of smell. The coding region runs from base 43 to 1206 and encodes 387 amino acids. The transcript is spliced from 6 exons. NCBI's taxonomy places the organism in Eukaryota, Metazoa, Arthropoda, Insecta, Hymenoptera, Formicidae.
GCAAUGACAAUGAAAAAAUAGAGAGUGCCGCAAACUAGAAUAAUGCAUAUACUUCCAGUGUCAUUUGCUUUGUUCACUUAUACCGGUUAUUGGCGACCGGUGCAUUUUCCCGUGAACUCGUUGAAAUAUUGGAUGUACAAUAUUUACUCUACUUUCAUGUUUAUUUUACUGCAGUUGUUCGUAUUUUAUGGUAUAUUUGAUACUUUCAUAUCGGCGAGCCUAGAAGAAUUCGUAGACAAGUGUUACCUGUUCCUUUCGAUCUUUGGUGUUUCCUGCAAAAUCGUGCAUCUCUUCAUACGUCGGGGAAAGAUUAUUGAUUUGGACAAGAUGCUAUUGAAGGAUAAUUGUAUUCCCAGAGAUGUAGAAGAGAAAUUGAUAAAAAAGAAAUUUGAUCGACACGCGAGACAGCUAACGAUCGGCUGCGAGAUUCUCAAUGAGUUCACCGCAAUAUUUGCUACUUUUGCGCAAUUUUACAAAUCUCUGAAGACGCGCAGCUUGCCUGUGUAUAAUUGGGCGCCUUUCGAACUAUCAUCGAUAUAUAUAUUCUUGCCUAUAUUGAUAUUCCAAUGCGUGGGUUUGACGUUAUGCGCAAAUUCCAGUGUUGCACACGAGACGCUAAUUUCCGGUAUGAUGAUCCAGAUCUGCGCUCAAUUCGAAAUUCUGUGCCAUCGCGCUCAUAAAUUGCCAGCGUUGUUGAUGGAAGCUGAAAAAAAUAGUGAGUCAGACGAAGAUUUAGCAGCACGCGAGAAGACGAUCAUUCACGAUCUGAUAUAUCAUCAUCUGUACAUUUAUAAAUUUGCACACACGGUUAAUGCAGCUUUUACAAUGAUGAUAUUCGUCCAAUUUUCCCUCAUCUCUUUAGUUCUCUGCAUGAGCAUCUACAAACUAUCUACAAUGACGUCAUUAUUUACCCUCGACUUUGCACACACAUUUUCUUAUCUGUGCUCCAUGCUGAUGCAAUUAUUUCUUUAUUGCUGGUAUGGCAACGAGGUGACAUUAAAGAGUAUCGACGUCAGCACUGCUAUCUAUGAGAUGGAUUGGACGACAUUAAGAAUCCGAGUAAUGAAAAAUCUUAUGAUAAUAAUGAUGCGUGCCGGCACACCUAUUAAAAUGUCGAGUGGCUACAUAGUUAUCUUAAGCACCGAUUCCUUUAUGAGCAUUCUCAAAAUAUCCUAUUCGACAUAUAAUUUCUUAAAAGACUCUUAGAUGAAAAGAAAAUAUCAGACUGAAUGCACAGAGUUUUAUGUAAUGUGACUUUUCACGUUUAUCUAUAUUUAGUAGCAGUACUACAUACAUGCUUGAAAUGUGAAGAGGUAAGAUAGAAUUUUGUUAUUUUGAAAUCUUCUAUCAAUUGGUCAUUCUGUAUAUACAUUGCUGCGUAGAACGUUAAUUGGUAAAUACGUAAACAAUUCUGUGGAAUAUCGUUUCAAAAUAUCACUUUUGACAUUUCUAAAUCUCAA